This is a messenger RNA of Brassica oleracea var. oleracea, 1299 nucleotides long. RefSeq names its product UDP-galactose/UDP-glucose transporter 4. Lineage: Eukaryota; Viridiplantae; Streptophyta; Magnoliopsida; Brassicales; Brassicaceae. Gene Ontology annotation, cellular component: endoplasmic reticulum membrane; Golgi membrane. The transcript is spliced from 8 exons. Gene Ontology annotation, molecular function: transmembrane transporter activity. The record is from RefSeq and is a predicted model, not a curated record. Gene Ontology annotation, biological process: transmembrane transport.
AUGCAAAAGAAGAAAAAGUUCCAAAAGAAAAUUUAUUUUUGUUCUCUCUUCAUUUGAUUUAUAUACCUUUCUUCAUCUACUUGUCAAUAUCACUGACUCUUCGUCCACUUUUUCGACAAAUCCCUAAUCUUUAUAUUAAGAUCAUGAAGAACAGCGAAGAACAAAUGAGGUCACUGUUUGGAAUAAGUCUUUCUGAUAAACCAAGAUGGCAACAAUUUCUUAUAUGUUCCUCUGGAUUCUUCUUCGGUUACCUUGUUAAUGGCGUCUGUGAGGAAUAUGUGUACAACCGGCUCAAAUUCAGUUAUGGAUGGUAUUUCACGUUUGUGCAAGGACUAGUGUACAUUGUAAUGAUUUACCUAAAUGGCUUCAACACAAAGCAAAUGGUGAAUCCAUGGAAGACUUACGUGAAGCUCUCUGCUGUUCUUAUGGGAUCUCAUGGUCUCACCAAAGGCUCAUUGGCUUAUCUCAAUUAGCCUGCUCAAAUCAUGUUCAAAUCCACUAAGGUUUUGCCGGUUAUGGUAAUGGGUGCAUUUAUACCGGGGUUAAGAAGAAGAUACCCGGUCCAUGAGUACAUAUCUGCUAUGCUACUUGUGAUCGGUUUAAUCUUAUUCACAUUAGCCGAUGCCCAUACCUCCCCUAACUUCAGCAUCAUUGGGGUUAUGAUGAUCUCAGGCGCACUCGUUAUGGAUGCCUUUCUUGGUAACUUGCAAGAAGCCAUCUUCACAUUGAAUCCUGACACAACACAAAUGGAGAUGUUGUUCUGUUCAACAGUAGUUGGUUUACCGUUUUUGAUUGCACCAAUGAUUCUUACCGGAGAGCUUUUCCGAGCUUGGACUUCAUGUGCUCAACAUCCGUAUGUGUAUGGAGUGUUGGUGUUCGAAGCCAUGGCUACAUUUGUGGGACAAGUCUCGGUUCUAUCCCUCAUUGCGCUCUUUGGCGCAGCAACAACCGCUAUGAUAACGACGGCGAGAAAAGCGGUAACGUUGCUUCUAUCUUACUUGAUAUUCACAAAGCCUUUAACGGAGCAGCACGGUACGGGAUUGUUACUCAUCUCUAUGGGCAUUAUUCUGAAGAUGGUUCCGGAUCCCAAUCCAAACCGGAAUCCGAAACUUUCGAAUUCGGGUCAAAAAACCCGGAAGUUGGAGCUGGUGAAGUCUGAGAAGGAAGGCGACGAAGAGAGUAGGCCUUUGGUCUAAUAAUCAAACAACGAGAAAUCGAGUUUAAACCAUUAGUUCUUGGUUCGUUUCUCAUUUUAUAUUUAUUUUAUCUUUUAAAUCUUUAUACAUUUUGGUGUUUGUA